This is a messenger RNA of Lobosporangium transversale, 1362 nucleotides long. RefSeq lists its product as hypothetical. The coding region runs from base 28 to 1131 and encodes 367 amino acids. The record is from RefSeq and is a predicted model, not a curated record. NCBI's taxonomy places the organism in Eukaryota, Fungi, Mortierellomycota, Mortierellomycetes, Mortierellales, Mortierellaceae. Gene Ontology annotation, molecular function: CAAX-protein geranylgeranyltransferase activity; protein farnesyltransferase activity. Gene Ontology annotation, biological process: protein farnesylation; protein geranylgeranylation. The transcript has 5 exons. Gene Ontology annotation, cellular component: CAAX-protein geranylgeranyltransferase complex; cytoplasm; protein farnesyltransferase complex.
ACCUUAUCCUUUCAAUUACCCAUAACCAUGGAAUCCAAGAACGACGACAUUCCUUUUUACGAAUCAUCAGAGUGGGCGGACGUCGUACCUAUACCUCAGGACGAUGGGCCCAAUCCUUUGGUGCCAAUUGCUUACACUAAAGAAUAUUCUACUACCAUGGGUUAUUUUAGAGCUAUUUGUCAGCGUCAAGAGCAGAGUGAGCGUGCAUUAGAGCUCACAAAGAUUGUUAUCGAACUUAGUCCUUCUCAUUACACUGUCUGGCACUAUCGUCAACGGUUGCUCAAGGCAUUAAACAAGGAUUUGACAGAAGAACUUGAAUGGGUCGAAUGGAUGAGCAACGAAAACCCAAAAUCUUAUCAGAUCUGGCAUCAUCGUCAGGUGAUUAUUGAACAUAGUGCGGCUUCGCUCUUCCCGACCUCACCUUCCUCUCCCUCCGCUACCCCCACAUCGGGUUCAGGAAUAGCAACUACAGCAUCUUCGUUAACGACAACACCAACGAUACCAUACCAUGAUCUAUCUGAAUCUCAAAAAGCGACCGUGCUGGAGAUUGUUCAUCGAGAGCUCACUUGCAUUGCUUCUGCUUUUCAAACAGACUCCAAAAACUACCACGCCUGGUCAUACCGUCAAUGGGUCUUGACACAUUUUGGACCUGGUCCUUGGUGGGAUGAAGAGUUGACUUAUAUUGAUGAGCUGUUGACAGAUGACGUUCGGAACAACUCUGCUUGGAAUCAGCGGUAUUUUGUAGUUGCAUUCGGCCCUAAGGAAUUGAGUAAUGAAAUCGUUCAGCGUGAAGUGGAAUAUGCAAAGUCAAAGAUUGAGCGAACUCCUAACAACGAGAGUCCAUGGACCUAUCUUACAGGAGUCUUGAAAAAGGCCCAGCGUCCAUUAUCCGACAUCAAGGAUUUCUGUGAACGCUUGCAUACGAUCCCUCGUGCUAAAUUUUCAUCUCCAUUCUUGCAUUCGACCUUGAUGGACAUUUAUGAACAAGAGGCUAAGGAAAAUAGAUCUGCUACGAGCUUGAUCAAGGCCAAGGAAGCUGCAGACCUUUUGGCCGAGAAGAUCGAUACAAUCAGGAGCAAGUACUGGAACUGGAGAAAGACUCAACUCCAAACUAUUCCUGUCGAUGUAUAAAAAAAGUACAGCUUUGACAGGAAUAGUAUAAAAAGAGUGAUAGUGAUGAAUAUUAAUUGAUAUAAGAUGAAAUUUCCCUUAUAUUAAGAAAAAGAGCCGGAGUAUUUCGUGCCUCUCCUUCUAUACCUCACCCUUUUUGUUCUUGGUCCGCUCUUUCGCCAUGUCAGUACUGGGUAGCGUUAAAAUCAACAUCAAAUUCGCUGAAUAAAUCACCUAAAUUUCCUACCGAGC